UGGUGAUCCUAUAAUCGUUCUUUUCUGUUAUGUUUCAGAUAUGCUUGGACAUUGCGGAAGAAAACACCUAAAAUAAACUAUUACAGGAAGACAUAUCUGAAGGCAACAACAACAAAAAAAACAGAAAUUAAGAUAAGAAGACAAUGCAGGGAGACUAGGGAAGGAAGGAAGGAGGUUUUCUUGUUUAUUUUGUUUUAAAAACCUUCCUUCCAUAUCUCUCUGCAUUAACGCCUAAGGAUCUUGUUCCUCCUUUCUCGUUUUGGACAAGAGUUCAUUGAUUGUAUAAUGGGAAACUGCUGUGGAACGGGAGGAACGUUGAUUGGAAAUGAUAAGAACAAGAGAGGUUUUAAAAUUGCAAACCCUUUCUCAAUCGAUUACGGUCACCGACACGAUGGAAAUGAGCUUGUUGUCCUUAAGGAACCAACGGGUCGUGAUAUCAAGCUGAGAUACAAGUUAGGUCGGGAGCUAGGUCGAGGUGAGUUUGGUGUCACGUAUCUAUGCACAGACAACGAGACGGGAGAGGCUUUUGCAUGCAAAUCCAUCUUAAAGAAGAAGCUGAGAGCGGCGGUGGAUAUAGAGGACGUUAGGAGAGAAGCUGAGAUCAUGACGGUUAUGCCUGAGCAUCCAAACAUCGUCACGUUGAAAGAGACUUAUGAGGAUGAUAAGGCUGUGCAUUUGGUUAUGGAGCUUUGUGGUGGCGGUGAGCUUUUUGAUAGGAUCGUGGCUAGAGGGCAUUACACGGAGAGAGCUGCAGCUUCGGUUAUUAAGACGAUCAUGGAAGUUGUUCAGAUGUGCCAUAAGCAUGGAGUAAUGCAUAGAGACCUAAAGCCUGAGAACUUCUUGUUUGCAAACAAAAAGGAAACUGCACCUUUGAAAGCAAUUGAUUUUGGUCUCUCUAUUUUCUUUAAACCAGGAGAGAAGUUUAACGAGAUCGUUGGGAGUCCUUACUACAUGGCUCCUGAGGUACUAAAGCAGAGUUAUGGACCAGAGAUUGAUAUUUGGAGCGCUGGUGUAAUCCUUUACAUAUUGCUAUGUGGUGUACCACCUUUUUGGGCAGAAACUGAUCAUGGAGUCGCAAAAGCAAUUCUUAAAUCUGUGAUUGACUUCAGAAGAGAUCCCUUGCCUAAAGUUUCUUCAAAUGCAAAAGAUCUUAUCAAGAGGAUGCUUCAUCCUGACCCAAAGCGUCGUCUUACAGCUCAACAAGUGCUUGAUCAUCCAUGGAUACAAGACGGUAAGAAUGCUCCAAAUGUAUCAUUGGGUGAAAGUGUAAGAGCAAGGCUAAAGCAAUUCACAGUUAUGAACAAGCUCAAGAAAAGGGCACUCAGGGUUAUUGCUGAGCAUCUAUCGGUUGAAGAAGCAUCAGGAAUUAUUGAAAAAUUCCAAGCAAUGGACACUAGCAAUAGAGGAAAGAUUACCAUCCAAGAGCUAAGACUCGGUUUGCGAAAACUUGGUAUUGUUGUUCCUCAAGAUGACAUUCAAAUCUUGAUGGACGCGGGAGAUGUUGAUAGAGACGGAUAUAUAGACGUUAAUGAGUUCGUAGCCAUAACUGUACACAUCAGGAAGAUGGGCAAUGACGAGCACUUAAAGAAAGCUUUUAAGUUCUUUGAUCUAGAUAAGAGUGGUUACAUUGAAAUAGAUGAGUUGCGAGAUGCUUUGGCAGAUGAGUUUGAUACAACUAGUGAAGAAGUUGUCGAAGCCAUUAUAUAUGAUGUUGAUACCAACAAGGACGGAAGGAUAAGCUAUGAAGAGUUUGCAACGAUGAUGAAAACGGGAACGGAUUGGAGAAAAGCUUCGAGGCAGUACUCCAGGGAUCGGUUCAAGAAUCUUAGUCACAAACUGAAGCAAGAUGGGUCUUUGCAGUCUCAUGGAGAUACAAAUAGAACUUGAAAUCCCAAGCCAGGGAUACUUAUUCUCACUCUCAGAAGAUUGAGUUGAAUCUGAUUCCAGAAAUAUUUCCUCUUUCUUUUGGUUUCUUGUUUCUUCACUUUCUCACAACUUUUUAAUUUUGAGUCAUUUGACAGGUAUAAAAGGCUUAUAUUGUUGUAAGACGGAUG
Raphanus sativus (radish) is the source of this 2054-nucleotide messenger RNA. Its product is annotated as calcium-dependent protein kinase 14. Gene Ontology annotation, molecular function: calmodulin binding; calcium-dependent protein serine/threonine kinase activity; calcium/calmodulin-dependent protein kinase activity. NCBI's taxonomy places the organism in Eukaryota, Viridiplantae, Streptophyta, Magnoliopsida, Brassicales, Brassicaceae. The coding region runs from base 286 to 1887 and encodes 533 amino acids. The transcript has 8 exons. Gene Ontology annotation, cellular component: nucleus; cytoplasm. The record is from RefSeq and is a predicted model, not a curated record. Gene Ontology annotation, biological process: intracellular signal transduction; peptidyl-serine phosphorylation; protein autophosphorylation.